ACAAAUAAAAACAGAACUUCGCGGCAGCACUUCGACAUGAAAACAAGGAGUCAGCAGAAUAAUUUUGUGCAUACAUAUAUAUAUUUAUAUGCACUUUUGAAUUUAUAUUAUUAGCAUUCAGCGAUGCUUCCGCUGCAAUGCCAUCACUGGGUCUAUCGAAAGCCGUCCACUGCCGCGAAAGCAACAACUGCAACAACCACACAGCGUAGCGGCGAUAAAAAAGUUGCCGCUGGCCGAAGCUUGGGGCUCAAAUUGUUGUUUACGUGUCGCGCGGAACGGAGUCGUCUGCUUUUCUCUCGAACGGGUCGAUCGGAUCGGAUCAGAUCAGCGCACCAACGAAGACUGAGCGAUCUUGGCCAGAAAGGCCUGCGUCAAGACAAUUUGUGUGCCUAACUCUUUUGUUUGUUUGCCUUUGGCUCUAUUGGUUUUGGAGUUUAGAAAACAAUAGUUCGAGCGGAGCAGCAUGAACAUACACAUGAACGCCAACACGUUGAAGUACAUCAGCCUGCUGACGCUGACCCUGCAAAAUGCCAUCCUGGGGCUCAGCAUGCGGUACGCCCGCACCCGGCCCGGCGACAUCUUCCUCAGCUCCACGGCCGUCCUAAUGGCCGAGUUCGCCAAGCUCAUCACGUGCCUGUUCCUGGUCUUCAACGAAGAGGGCAAAGAUGCCCAAAAGUUUGUCCGUUCGCUGCACAAGACCAUUGUUGCCAACCCCAUGGACACGCUGAAGGUAUGUGUGCCGUCGCUGGUAUACAUUGUUCAAAACAACCUGCUGUACGUGUCCGCCUCCCACUUGGACGCAGCCACCUACCAAGUUACGUAUCAGCUGAAGAUCCUUACCACGGCCAUGUUUGCGGUGGUUAUCCUGCGGCGCAAGCUGCUAAACACUCAGUGGGGCGCGCUGUUGCUGCUGGUGAUGGGCAUUGUGCUAGUGCAGCUGGCUCAAACAGAGGCUCCGGCGACUGGUUCGGCCGGUGGAGCGGCAGCUGCGGCCACGGCGUCUUCUAGAGGAGCAGCCCCCGAACAGAACCGUAUGCUCGGACUGUGGGCCGCCCUAGGCGCCUGUUUCCUCUCCGGAUUUGCGGGCAUCUACUUCGAAAAGAUCCUCAAGGGAGCCGAGAUCUCCGUGUGGAUGAGGAACGUGCAACUAAGUCUGCUCAGUAUUCCCUUUGGCCUGCUCACCUGCGUCGUUAACGAUGGCAGCAGGAUCUUCGACCAAGGCUUCUUCCACGGCUACGAUUUGUUUGUCUGGUACCUGGUACUCCUGCAGGCCGGCGGCGGUUUGAUCGUGGCCGUAGUGGUCAAGUAUGCGGACAACAUACUCAAAGGCUUUGCCACUUCGCUAGCCAUCAUCAUCUCGUGCGUGGCCUCCAUCUACAUCUUUGAGUUCAACCUUACGCUGCAGUUCACCUUUGGAGCUGGUCUGGUCAUCGCUUCAAUUUUCCUGUAUGGUUACGACCCGGCGAGAUCGGCGCCGAAAUCCAGUAUGCAGGCUCCCGGCGGCGACGAGGAAAAGCUGCUGCCCCGUGUCUAGCUCCAAGUUAUCUGGAUCUGUCAACAGUAUUUUCCACAACCCGGAGGCCGACGAUUACAUCCAAUGUUCUUGAUAUUCCCCAAGUUGUGUGUAUAUAAGUAAGAGUGGAUAUUAAUGUCUGGAAAAUUCGUAGCACUUCUCCCUGAAGAAUCGAUAUUUCCCAUGCAAGGGAAAAGAAACACCAUAAAAAUACUUAAUUAUUUAUGUACUUUAACUAUUAUUAAGGUAUACACUACCUGAACUAAAGCGUAGUCGUUAAAAUUAUAAAAACUUUAGGUCAUUUUAAGAAUUAGUUUAUCAAAGCCACGAAAUACCAAGAAUAUUUACUGGAUAUAUUCUUUUAUUGACCUAUGUAUGUUUACUUAUGUAAAUAUCAACUUAAAAAUUAAUGACGAAUUAACUAAAAAAAUGUUACGCUAGAAGAAUUCUUUGCAUUUUGUGUAAUGAUUAACUAGGCAUAUAUUGUUUCAACAUUCGAAAGCCCGUAAACAACUAUAAUAUUGUUGCUCACAUUGCUUAGAAAUGUCCAUCAGUAAAUUUUCUCUUCCCUAUAAUAUUUUCUUUCGCAAAUACCUAUUUUUGGGCUAUCCAAUAAUAUGCUAAAGUCGAACUACUCGCCAAGCGGUUUAAGUGCGAUUUCACAUCGAAACCACGUUAUUCUCAAUAAUUUGCCACUGUGUUUUAAUAAAAAUAUAAAAAAAGUUGCA
Messenger RNA from Drosophila ficusphila, 2241 nucleotides. It is a transcript of the gene Ugalt, whose product is annotated as UDP-N-acetylglucosamine transporter. The transcript is spliced from 3 exons. NCBI's taxonomy places the organism in Eukaryota, Metazoa, Arthropoda, Insecta, Diptera, Drosophilidae. Gene Ontology annotation, cellular component: Golgi membrane. The record is from RefSeq and is a predicted model, not a curated record. The coding region runs from base 464 to 1534 and encodes 356 amino acids. Gene Ontology annotation, molecular function: UDP-galactose transmembrane transporter activity. Gene Ontology annotation, biological process: pyrimidine nucleotide-sugar transmembrane transport.